UUGUUUGACUCGCCUGCGGCUAGAAUUUGGACAGUGAGCCGCUACUGGAGGCAAUGUGGAUACAGUAUUCAGGUUUUCAUUUUAUAAAUAAGUGCGUCAAUAGCCUACUUACCUAAACUGACGGAAAUAUAGAUAGAGGCUUGUCUUUUUCUCUUCUUUCUUUUCCCGGUUCUGUGAGUGCUGUUCCUCGAGCACUUUACAUGCGGACUGUCAUUCAGAAAUACUACAGCCUCACGUGUUUGACCUUAGUCUAUCUAUUUUAGAUAUUUUUUUACUACGUUUACUCCCAUAUUUUUCGCUCGCGUCGUUGCAGCCUACUUUGUACACUUUGACAAAGUCGACUUCAUUCACUACAAGUUGGCGUUUCGGCAGACAGACGUAUGUAAAUUAUUGUUGGUUUGAAUCACGGAUUAAGUUAUCGCAAUCAUAAAACCAUUGGAGAGGAGGUGAAGGACUCUUUUCUGGAGAAAGGCAUGGUAUACGUGCAGGUCAUCAGAGGGUAACAGACUGUGGAGAUCUCAUCACGUUUUUACAAGGCUGAGAAUUCGUCUUUCUGAAAAUAAACCCAAAUGGAGCUUCUCUGGGUCUUACUGUUGCUGAAGGUGGUCCUGAUGUCUGCUGCUGCCAGGGGUCCACCCAGGGUGUCAGAGCGGGUGGCCCACCGGCAAAGCAUCCGUCUGGGUCGCACCAUGAAGCUGCCCUGCCCCGUGGAGGGUGACCCCCCACCGCUCAUCAUGUGGACCAAAGAUGGUCGCAACAUCCACAGUGGCUGGACGCGGUUCAGGGUCUUACAGCACGCUCUGCGUAUCAAAGAGGUGGAGACUGAAGAUGCAGGGACUUACAUCUGUAAGGCUACCAAUGGGUUUGGCAGCGUGAACAUCAACUACACACUCAUCGUUAUAGAUGACUCCAGUUCAAGAGGUGGAGCAGGGACGGCCAAUGGUGACUCUGAACACGCCCCAGAGCUGGCCGGGAAACUGGUACGUCCACGUUUCACCCAGCCGUCAAAGAUGAGGAAGCGCGUCAUCGCUCGCCCAGUGGGCAGCUCAGUGCGUCUGAAGUGUACAGCGAGCGGUAAUCCUCGCCCCGACAUCGUCUGGCUCAAGGACAGUCGGCCGCUGGUGGACGAGGACGCUGAAGGAGAAGGGGAAGGAAAGAAGAAGAAGUGGACUCUGAGUCUGAAGAACCUGAUGCCGAAGCACAGCGGGAAGUACACCUGCCACGUGUCCAACAGAGCAGGAGAGAUCAACGCCACCUACAAAGUGGAAGUCAUACAGCGUACCAACUCUAAACCAAUUCUGACUGGCACUCACCCUGUCAACACCACCGUGGACUACGGAGGAACCACAUCUUUCCAGUGUAAAGUCCGCAGUGAUGUCAAGCCGGUUAUUCAGUGGCUUAAAAGAGUCGAACCUGGUGAUGAGAACAAAUUUAACUCCACCAUAGAGGUUGGAGACCACCGCUUUGUGGUCCUGCCUACAGGGGAGGUUUGGUCGCGUCCUGACGGAUCCUACCUUAACAAGCUGCUGAUAACCAGAGCCAAGGAGGAGGAUUCCGGCAUGUACAUCUGCCUAGGAGCCAAUACUAUGGGCUACAGCUUCAGGAGUGCCUACUUGACUGUGCUACCAGAUCUGAAGCCCCAAAACAACGUUGUCCUCACAGCAACAUCCCCGAGCCUCCCCUGGCCCGUCAUUAUUGGAAUACCAGCAGGGGUCGCCUUCAUCUUAGGCACCGCCCUCCUCUGGUUCUGCCAAUCAAAACGAACCUGCUCCUCUUCAUCUUCCUCUGCUCUUCCUUCUGCCCAGCGUCCACCUGCAGCCAGUCGUGACCGUGCAUGCCCAGCGCUGCCUCCUCAGACGGCCAACGGGGAUAAAGAUUGUCUUUCAUAUGAAGACUACGUUGCCCAUCAGCAGCUGCUCCUGACUCAGGGAGGCAGUGGAUUGGCUCCCAAGGUCUACCCGAAGAUCUACACGGAUAUACACACACACACGCAUUCACACGUGGACGGGAAAGUGCACCAGCACCAGCACAUUCACUACCAGUGUUAGCACGCUUUGGUGUUUCACAUUCAAUUCUUACAUGAACAUGUCCCUGUGCAUGCAGACUUAUUCACAACAGUCCAUACUAGCUGCUGACAUACACUGCAAUGAACAAGGAAAGCCACACGCAAGACACCAUGCGGAUUCAUAUUCAGAAACAUGGAGUCACGCAACUCUUCCUCAUUCUGCUGCAGCCACGUUAUUGUGUAAACACAGACUUAUUCAAGACACAAACAAUGAAGAAUGUAAAGAAAGAAGACAAAUAUCCGUAUUUUUAGCCAACCCAGUGAAAUAUAUGAGAGAAAAAUCCCAAAACAUGUUUUAUUCAAAGCUCUUUUUAUAUACAAAUCUUUUUUUUUUUUUGCUCAAAGGCUUUAUUGAAGCAACAAUACACUCUGUAGUUUCAAGAUAACUUUAUCUGUUCUUUAACUUUGAACACAACCACAACCUCCUCAGUAACAGUAGAACUACAGCUCACCUACAACUACACAUGUAUAUAGUGAAAUAUGAUUAUAUAGCAUUUAGCACGCUACUUCGUCCUGGGUGAUCUAUAAAGAACAAUUUAGCAUGUACUGUAUGUAAUGUAAUAGCUUAAUUUCAGAGUAUAUCUCAGGCAUCAGCCCAACUGAGCCAUUAGAAACACAAACUAAGGCAAACUCCCACUGUAUCAAUACCCUCUUCAAGGAUGAGGGCUGCUGGGCCGCCAACCGUUCUGAGAAAGGUCCAGCUGCUAUCUGGGUACUGUGUGAAAAAGAGCGGAUGUCAACUGGGUAUGCAUGGAUUUCUCUUUGUAGAAUGUUUUUAGCAGAUGCUACAGUGUGAUUUCUGCACCAAGGAGCUCCUCCAGACCACAGUUGUAGAAGCAAUCAUUAGAUCUGUCCCAAGUACACUCUACUGACCAUUUCUGCCCCUUAAGUUCCUGGAGAAAGUUGGCAUUUCCUGUUUCGCAUUGUCUCCUUUUCAGCUUUGUUUGAUGCUCGCUGACUUUAGAAGAGAGGGAUGAAGGAUAUCAGUUCUUCUCAUGUCAUACAUUCACCUCUUAAACCGACAGAGCAAAGGGAUUAUCAACAGUGCCUCAGUGUAAAAUAGUGCCUUAUGAGAAUUGUUUCCAGAUUUGGUGGAUCACUGUUGGAUCAUUGGAUAUGUCACAGACUUCUGUUAAUCUGUUAUGAGAUUUAGAGGGCUUAAAAGAGAGGAACUUCAACUCUCCAACUUAAAGUCCUCAACUCUUCUUCUCAAAGCACCUCACAAUAUGACCUCAAGUAUAAUGGAACGGGCUUUGCAUGUGCUCUGUUCUCCACACAUGGUUUGCCACAAAGCAGAGGGAGUCAUCUGUUGUCUCUUGUUUUUAUCUGAAGAGGAAAUGUUUUGGAUAAAGGGCUGCCUUUUCACCUGCAUUUUAGAUGCUAAAAAGGUCAAAUAAUGGAAUGCAGCUUUAAACUAAAACAGAUACCAGUAUCACAAAAAUGUAGAGCCAUAUAUGCUCCAGAACGUUAUGCUGAUUACUACAGCAGUACAUAAACUGCUCUCAGUGCUGUACAAUGGCAAUUUAUUAUAAUAAGUCCUUGAUACAUUCAAAGAUAUGUCUGGGAUAUUUGAUUUUGUCUUUCGAUUCACUCGGCUGCAGAUUAUUGAAAACGUCUCUUAAGGUGGUCAAUAAUUUUAGUACCACUAAAAUUAUUGACCACCUUAAGAGAUGUUUUCAAUAAUGACAUCUACAAAUGUGUUUUAAAUGCAUUUACUCUGGUGGGUUUUAAGUAUUUCAUGUUAUUUAAUUACAAUUCAGUCUCAUGUUAAUGCCAUUUGAAAGCCCCCACACACCAAUAAUACACCUCCACACGUUUUCAUUCCUGUUGGCUUUUUUCUUGUGUGUUUUAGAGACAUACUGAUUCCCACCUUCUCUUGUUACUUGGUUUGUUCAUGUAUUUGAAUGACUGUUAGUUGUUCUUUUACUCUCAUUGUAUCACUGUAUUUCUGCUUUCACUGCUCCUGGUAGGUGACCCAAACUUCAUUAGAAACCAGUCCCAACAAACCUCGUCGGUACACAGCCAGUUACAACAGACUUUCUUUCGCUCUCUCAGGUCUCCAUCUUGUUGUUCUUGUGUGUGCUCAUAAAUCUGACCACUAUAUUAAAACUGUGUAAAAUAAUAUGGUAAGAUAAGAUUUAAAUUUCAGCUGCUUUACAUUACAGCACUCUCUGAUCUGAAAUAUAUAUAUAUUUGAAAUAUAAAAACAAACAAAAAUUAAGCUUGUCAUGUAGUUGAUUGCACAAGUGAGUUUCUCUCUGCAGACCUUCUUCAGGACAAAAUACCACAAUGAGACGGGAAGUGAUGUAUUGAAAUUAACUUUAGUUACACGUGGACGUUCUUAAGCAUGAAUUUUUGCACAUAAAUCUUUAAACUAGUAGGAAAAUGAACAAAUAUACACAUGGAAAAUUCUUAUAUGCCCAUUUUUUAUAAUACUCAUCGGUAUAGUAUGUUAUCAUUGUCCUGAAAAGCUUUGAAAUUAAGUCCUGUUCAGGCCUCUAGUUUCUUUCUUUGCUUUAAUUUGGUUUCAAACCUGUGAAGUUCUUUGUAUUAUUUCACUUUUUGAAUGACAAGACUUUUAAGAAGGUGUAGGCUAUAAAACAUUCAGGCUUCAGAUAUACAGUAUCAUUCUUGUUCAUCGUUCCAGCAUAGUGCCCUCUCUCCUUACCUGUAUAACAACUAAAUUACAUAUAACAUUAACAUUAUUAAAUGUUAAAGUACAUCAGAACAGCAAGAAUAAGCAUAUAUCAAAAAUGAUUUUCCUCACUAACACCUUUAACUGAAGAUAGGUCUUCUUCCGUUGUAAUAUUCUUUGUCCUUCCAUCUUCUGUUUAAAAACAUCUGUUGAGAAAGUCACCCUGAGCAGCUGGAGUGUAUUCUUUAAUUGUAAAGUUUUUCUUUCAAUGUUGGAGGGGUGGAAAUGUUCCAAACAGUAACAUUUUCCACAAUUAGUGCUUUGUUUUUCUGUGAAAAACUGUUGUCUGAUCAGUUAACCUUUUCCACUCAUUUCACACAUUCAUUUCACACAUUUCAAACCCAAGUUUUAUUGUAUUAAAGCUAAUGGACUGCCAGCAGACAGACUGCAUAUGUGCACUUACCACAAGCAUGUACAUGGAAUGACAUUAGUGUUGAAAUUAUAGUAAGUGUUAGAUAAUUUAGUGAGAAUACUUUGGACCAUACAGUAGGUCUAGCAACACAUUGGCCCACUAAACAUUGUAAAUUGUCUCAAGAUUCAAAAAGAAAGUGUGUUUCUAAUUUAUUUUUCUUUUAAACAUGUUUUUUUCAUAUAAUUGGGCAUUAUACUGCAUGAGUGGAUUCUGUGUUAUGGUAGUAAUGUAAGCUAUGAAGCAAAUACCAUGUUCAUGUCAUUGUAAGAUACUGUAUUUAUACAUGCUGACGUAAUAUACAACAUUUUAUCGAUUAUCUUGGUAUAGACAAUCUUGUACAGUCAUUGUCAUUUAGGUUAAAAUUGUGUUUUCUCCACUUGUAAUCAUUUUAUUGGUGCCAUUAAAAGAAAAGGUACAUCUAUG
Messenger RNA from Sander lucioperca (pikeperch), 5595 nucleotides. It is a transcript of the gene fgfrl1a, whose product is annotated as fibroblast growth factor receptor like 1a. Gene Ontology annotation, cellular component: plasma membrane. The coding region runs from base 570 to 2048 and encodes 492 amino acids. The transcript has 8 exons. Gene Ontology annotation, molecular function: fibroblast growth factor binding; fibroblast growth factor receptor activity. Lineage: Eukaryota; Metazoa; Chordata; Actinopteri; Perciformes; Percidae. The record is from RefSeq and is a predicted model, not a curated record.